UCCGGGAUGCUUUUUGAUGGAGUAGAUGAACAUGGAUAAAAACAUAACAAUGGUUAAAGACGUAAUCUCAUCCAACCCCGAGAUAAUUUUGUCAUUCGCAGAGUAUCCCUGGUCUUGCGGAGAUAAUACUCUGAUAAUUAAACUUUGACAACUAAAUAGGAAAAAAAUACUGAUAUGAUCUACAGACUGUAUACCCUGCAAAAAUAGGAGAAAUCUACAGUUAAAUCAUCCAGAUGAUGUAACAGCAUCAUACAAGCAUGGAAAUGUCUGAUUGUUCCAUGUACAAUGGAAAUCUCCAAGGUAUCCAAACUGGAUUUAAUGGAACCUACGAACCAACCGAUUCCAUCAUUGUGCGAACCAAAGAAAUUCAACAACCAUUUGAAGUUGUGGGUAAAGGAGAAUCUCACAACGAUGAAAUAAAUGAUAACACUUGGUCUGAUGAUAGUGGAUAUGAGUUGAAUCAGAGUCACAAUGAUCAUUUCUCUGAAGAAAAGGACACUCUUGCUGAAGAUGACGGGAUGGUUGAAAAUGUAAAGGGAAAACAACCCAUAUUGAUGACAGUUGGCGAAUAUCAUCCAGGUAUUCAGUCUGAUUUUGAGGUCAAAACAGGUGUAACCACCGAAAAUUCAAAUAGUAUUCUCUCCGAUCCCUCCACAUCAUCUUCCUCAGACCAAACUGAGGCUGCGGACCUAAUAAUUGAUUCCGGAAGACCAGUGGAACAAACCUUUUUUGAAAGUGAGGAAAGCAAUCCUUUAAUAAACACUUCCAUAUCUGGAAACAGUGAUCAAAAUGGUGAGUUCGAUUCUGUUUAUGAGGUACAAAGGGAAACAGCUUGCAAAGCAAAAGAUUCAGAACGCUCAUCAAGAAUGAAGAUUGACUUAUUUAAAAGUAAAGGAAGGGUGACUGAUUCCGGCUACAUAUACAGAAAUGAAACUGGUGAACCAAGUCUUGUCAGUCCUUGUACUACAGCACUAGCUGAACAUCAGGACCUCGACCCGACACGGUAUGGACCCAACGGAAAUCUAGACAAUCGUUGUGAGCUCUGUGGCAAGACCUUCAGCCAACCGUAUUUACUUAAAGUCCACUUUAGAAUUCAUUCAGGAUUUAAACCUUACAAAUGUGAGCUCUGCAGCAAGGGAUUUGCACAGAGUUCUGGACUGAGGUCCCAUAAACUCACACAUACCGGCGAGAAACCCUACAAAUGUGACAUUUGUGAUAAAACAUUCACCGCAAGUGGGAGUUUGAAUAUGCAUUAUCGGACACAUAAUGGGGAGAGGCCGUUUUCUUGUGAAGUUUGCGGUCGUACGUUUCGUUACCGCAGCGCAAUGAAUAAACACAUCAUGAUCCACACAGGCGAUAGACCAUAUACUUGUGAUGACUGUGGCAAAGAUUUUAGUCGAAAAGGCAACCUCGAGACGCAUAGACGCAUUCACACAAACUCCAUGCCCUAUCAGUGUGAUAUAUGUAAAAAAAAGUUCAACCAAAUGAGUAACCUACGUACACAUGAAGUGACACACACACUCGUUAAGCCCUAUAAGUGUGACCUAUGUGGGUCAGAGUUCUUCACCAAGUUUAACAUGCAAAGACAUAUUGUAAUUCAGCAUAUAAAAAAGAAGAGAUAAUGAUUUUUUUUUGUGUAAAUUUAUUAAAAAGAAUAAAUAUCUAUGUGAAGUAGGUUAGUAUAGAAUAAAUAAAAUGUAACUACCAAUCAGCUUUCACACUUCACAGGGAUCUUCAGGUUUUUUUAAAUGAACAAAAUCAUGACGCCACAAUUACAUUUCAACACACUGCAGUAGUAAUAUGAUGUUACAAUGUACACAAGAUUUGUGGACAAACUAGCACAAAAUUUUACUUUGGCCUAUUGAGGCAAGAUUUUUAAUAUUUGGAU
Mizuhopecten yessoensis (Yesso scallop) is the source of this 1888-nucleotide messenger RNA. Its product is annotated as zinc finger protein 271-like. NCBI's taxonomy places the organism in Eukaryota, Metazoa, Mollusca, Bivalvia, Pectinida, Pectinidae. Gene Ontology annotation, biological process: regulation of transcription by RNA polymerase II. The record is from RefSeq and is a predicted model, not a curated record. Gene Ontology annotation, molecular function: DNA-binding transcription factor activity, RNA polymerase II-specific; RNA polymerase II transcription regulatory region sequence-specific DNA binding. Gene Ontology annotation, cellular component: nucleus. The transcript has 2 exons. The coding region runs from base 258 to 1622 and encodes 454 amino acids.